UUCUUAGGGUCUGUGCUCCAAUUUCGACAUAGCCCAAUUUCAUGGUGAGCCCCUUUAUGCAUGGCAUGUUUUGAAGGGUUUGCUCGACGGUAGACACUCGCCCUGAUGCGAUGAUAUCAAAUAUCCGUCCGGUGGCUUUUCCAGGCCUUUGAAUUCCGCCCACACUUUCCGUAGCCUUAUCUUCACCAUUUCUUAUCAGUGAGUUUAAUUUUAUAAUCCUUCUCUUUCAUUUACUCGUUUUUCCGUUCUUGUUCUAUUUUGUGUUUUGCUUUUAGUAGAAAUUUCCUCGAAGUUUUGAGAAGAUAAGUGCUAGGGAGCAGCCAUAGUUUAACACGCUGCGUGGGAUGAAGUGGAUUGUCCUUUGACCAGAUAAAACGGAAUUUAAAAUGAAUUUAUAUUUCUCUUCCCCUGACCGACGUCCCACAGUACUUCCAGCUUCCACCAUCCACAAUAUUGCCGCCGACGAAGACUGGGGAUGUUUUUUUCAGCUUCAGUGUUAAUUUAAUCAAUUUCGUUCACUACUGAGCAUGCUCUCCCGAUUGUAUUUUCUUGAAGAAAAAAUUGAGAGGGAGAGGGGGAGAGAGAGAGACAGAGGGAGUCGUGUAACGUUUUUGUCUUCAUUGGAUAGUUUGGGUACUUCGAAGGGGAAUUCAAAAGUUUUCCUCUUUCAAACGCAUGAUACGGAGCUUUUUCCUGGGUUAUUGCUUGCCCUUUAGAACUUGUUUUUAUUAUCUUAGACAGCUGCGCACAUCCUUCUACCAAUUUUCACCGCUCACUAAGACCUGAAAGGAAAAAGAAGAGACUACGUAGAAACUUCGGCUAUUCAAGCGCUACGUCGCCCAAUCCGAUCAGCAACCCAACCACUGAGAAGUGAUCCAACAAAGGCACCACCAUUACGGGUACUCACAGCCAGACCUUCCCUUAAAAUAAUUGACAAAACCUCUUAAAUAAGAGAGCUAGAUGCAGAAAACUCAAACAAAAGAUUAGAGCAAGGAAGAGCAACAGAGAGGAAGCAAAAUUAGGUCACAGGAAGGGGGAAGGAGGUCACGGGAAUAGGAUUUUUGCAGGUUGAGAAACCUCCUGGUUCAGUUCUCUGAUCUGAUUCUUAUCUUAAGUGAUUUCUUUGUUACAGAAGUAUAAGGACGUAAUAUGGGUAUCCAGAUGCAAUCCAUCUUCUGUCCAAAGUUACUUUCACUAUCAUCCAUUCGUGUUGUCACUUCUUUCCUCUUGUGUCCAAAUUGUCUCACCGGUCAUUUGAAAUACAAGUUCUUUAGUUCCUCAAAUUAUUCGAUGAGAAAUAAGGUUGUCAAAGAAGUUAGUUUAAGAGCAGUUGCCAAUAAGAGAUUGAUUACCGAGUGUCCAAAUGGUCCUGAAAAUGGAAAGGAGCUAUCUGGUGAGCUAUACAACCAGAUAAUAUGUGCUUGUUGCAGAGCAGGAGAUAUUGAUAGGGCUAUGGCUCUUCUUUCUCAAAUGGAGGCUCUGGGCUUUCAUCCAAACUUGAUAUCCUACACUCGUUUAAUUGAAGCUCUUGGAAAUAUUGGUCGGACUUCAGAAGCUGAAGCAGUAUUUCAAGAAAUUGUAUGUUAUGGGUUUAAACCAAGAGUGAAAAUGUACAAUGUUUUGCUUAGAAUUUUCUUAAAGAAGGGCCUCCUAGGAGUUGCUGUUAAGGUAUUAGACAAAAUGGACAAUUUGGGUAUUGAAAGGAAUCAAGAAACAUAUGAGGUUCUUGUGGCUUACUAUGUAAAUGCUGGGCGGUUGGAAGAUACCUGGGCAAUAAUUAAUGAAAUGAAGCGCAGGAGGUUUCAACUGAGCUCAUUUGUGUAUAGCAAGGUUAUUAGUCUUUACAGGGAUAAUGGGAUGUGGAAGAAAGCAGUGGGCAUUAUGGAAGAGAUUAGGGAGAUGGGGAUGUCAUUAGAUAAGCAGAUAUGUAAUAGCAUUAUAGAUACCUUUGGGAAAUAUGGUGAGUUAGAUGAAGCGUUGGAAGUUUUUGAGAAAAUGCAACAAGAAGGUGUAAGACCUGAUAUAACAACAUGGAACUCUUUAAUUCGUUGGCAUUGUAAGGCUGGGGAUCUACCUAAGGCCCUUGAGUUUUUCACUGAAAUGCAAGAACAGGGGCUAUAUCCUGAUCCAAAGGUCUUCCUUAGGAUUAUUAGCUGCUUGGGAGAGCAGGGAAAGUGGGAUGUGAUGAAGAAGAUUUUUGAGACAAUGAAAUACAGAGGACACAAAAAAAGUGGUGCCAUUUAUGCAGUUUUAGUUGAUAUUUAUGGGCAAUAUGGGAGAUUUCAAGAAGCUGAGCAGUGCAUAUCUGCUCUGAAGUCGGAAGGUGUUCAACUUUCUGCAAGCGUGUUUUGUAUCUUAGCAAAUGCUUAUGCUCAGCAGGGAUUAUGUGAACAGACGCUAAAGGUGCUUGAAGUCAUGGAAGCGGAGGGAAUUGAGCCAAAUAUGAUAAUGCUGAAUGUGUUGAUCAAUGCAUUUGGUGUUGCUGGGAGACACAUGGAGGCAUUAUCCAUUUAUGAUUAUAUGAGAGAAAGUGGUAUUAAUCCUGAUGUCAUUACUUAUAGUACGCUUAUGAAGGCAUGCAUUAGAGCAAGGAAAUUUGACGAGGUUCCUGAAAUAUACAAGGAAAUGGAAUAUGCUGGAUGUACUCCGGAUAGGAAGGCUAGAGAGAUGUUACAAGCUGCUCUAAUGGUCCUUGAACAGAGACACUACACGUACUAGAUCAGUCUGGAAUUUAGGGUGGUUCAUUGUGCUGAUGUUUGGUAAGUUGUGGAUAACUAUGAUAAUCGAGAUGGCAAGGGAUACUCCUUGUAAUCAUAAUCCUUGCGCAAAAGGAAUAAAUAUUGCCUGAGCUGAGGUGAGCUCUUCUCUUGUCCCUCUAACUGUAGAGGUUGCAUGUCAUAGAUAUGCUAUUCGUUCAUGAUACGUUUGGCUUUUCUAUUAUGUGUUUUAACUUGCAGUUAUUGUGACUUUGUGUACCUGCAUGGCCCUGCUUUUACAUUUUCCCCUCAAACUUUCAUUAUAUUUCUUCAGAUGGACUGGGGGUUUUGACGCUUGGUACGGUAAACUUCAAAUAUUGACUCUGGGAGAUCAAGGCUUUUUGCACAGUUGGGCUUGUUCUGAAUCUCUUUCUUAGUAGCGGAAACAACUGGCAAAGGAUGCUCCAGGCAGCAGCAGGAAUUUUUGAGGCGGAAGGUCUUUGGAUGAAUUGUUCCAUCUCUGGAGUUAUCAUAUUUGCCGGCGGUCAAGGGCCUUCUCUCGACCAUCCAUAUAUCACCUUGCAAUUUUUAGUCAGAAACCUUGGGGCUUAAGCCAACACCAUUGUUCUUUUUUUUUUUUUUGGCCCCUGCAGAAUUAGAGUAUGAGAACUAUUAUGAUGCAUAUGCAUGGUCAUAUAUGUUUGUCUGCGAUUAUAUGGGGCAAAUUUGCAGACACAGUGCAGAUUGAAAUGUUAGAUGGUCUAGAUUGAUUAUUUCAAAAACAGAGAAUUGGGAGUGUCCAAAAGAUCAGAUUGAGGAGGUGAGUGAUAGACUAGCGCAUGUUCUAGGCUAUAAACUGUUUUCAAGUUUUCAAUUGAAGAGCUAUAAAUAAUGUUGGAUAUGAUCCAUAGGAAA
This is a messenger RNA of Carya illinoinensis, 3611 nucleotides long. RefSeq names its product pentatricopeptide repeat-containing protein At5g42310, chloroplastic-like. The transcript has 4 exons. The coding region runs from base 1150 to 2718 and encodes 522 amino acids. Gene Ontology annotation, molecular function: protein binding. Lineage: Eukaryota; Viridiplantae; Streptophyta; Magnoliopsida; Fagales; Juglandaceae. The record is from RefSeq and is a predicted model, not a curated record.